Molecule: messenger RNA, 2246 nt
Organism: Cyprinus carpio (common carp)
Lineage: Eukaryota; Metazoa; Chordata; Actinopteri; Cypriniformes; Cyprinidae
Product: occludin-like
Biological process (GO): snRNA transcription by RNA polymerase II; positive regulation of transcription elongation by RNA polymerase II; bicellular tight junction assembly
Cellular component (GO): transcription elongation factor complex; membrane; bicellular tight junction
Molecular function (GO): cis-regulatory region sequence-specific DNA binding
Source: RefSeq, a predicted model, not a curated record
GACUGACGAACUGCGGAGAGCGAACGAGUCACGUCUCUAGAUUAGAUCGAGUAAACUUCUUGUUCUGAAGGAAGUUUACUUUCACAGCCGUUCACGCAUUUCCGCCCACAUCUUUUUGAGGGGGGUCAGCAGCACUGGAGAAUCGUCUGAUACAGAGAGACUCGUGCAGAUGUGUUUCACUGCGUGCAGGCGCAGGUGGACUACACAGCUUUAGAGAAACAGCUGUCUCAGCCAACACCUUUACUCUCACCUGCUUCAUUUUCAUUUAUUUUUUAACCCGAACUGAAAAUUUAAUUUGAAGACGAAGAAGAAAAAUCUGAGAAAAUAAUAUUGCUAUUAAUAAAACAAUUCUUCAUUUCUUCAGGUGAAGACAGAUUCAAAAAGGUCAUUGGACGUCUUUGAGAGAUGUUUGAGAAACAAUCCUACGAUAGUCCCCCCAUGUACACCCCGCCUUCCAAUGGCUUUGAACCACCAGGGAGCUUCCAAGACCCACGGAGUGAAUUUGAUCCCUACCCUCCAGCUCCAGGAUCUUACUAUGUGGGUGAGGAGGUACCACAGCAUUUCUACAAAUGGUUGUCUCCUCCGGGAAUUGUGAAGAUUAUGGUAGGAAUCGUUAUAAUCCUCUGUCUGGGAAUCUUCGCCUGCGUGGCCUCGACUCUGGCUUGGGACAUGCAGUAUGGAUUAGGUUAUGGAUCUGGACAAUCCGGCUAUCCUGGAUACGGAAGUGGAUAUGGAUACGGCAGUGGGUAUGGAUACGGAAGUGGAUAUGGAUACGGAAGUGGAUAUGGAUCAGGAGGUUACUACAAUUCUUACCCGACCCCUUACUCGGCAAAGACCAGCAUGAUUGCUGUCGCUGCCAUAAACUUCAUCAUCGCUUUGGGGAUCUUUGCAGCCAGCUUCUCCAAAACAAACACGUUCCGCAGCAGGAAGUUCUACCUGGUGGUGCUUGUUGUCUGCUCUAUAAUGGCAGUGAUUCAGGGCAUUAUAAACAUUGUGUACAUUGUAGGAGUGAACCCUAUGGCCCAAAGCUCCUCCAGCUCAUACUACAACCCCAUGCUUAUGAUGUGUCAGAACCUCUAUGGCAGCAGUGUGACAGGAACAGGGGCCGGCUUUCCCAUCUAUAACCAGUACUUGUACCAUUACUGCUACGUGGACCCUCAAGAGGCAGUUGCAAUGGUUUGUGGGUUCAUGGUUGUGGUGGCACUGGCUGUGGCGGCCUUCUUCUCCUAUAGGACCAGAAGUAAAAUCUGGCACUACGGGAAACCAAACAUCUACUGGGAUCGACCGCUAAUGGGAGGAACCGAGGGCAGAGAUGUGGAGGAUUGGGUCAACCAUGUACAGGAUGGACAGAGCGUGCAGGAGGCAUCCAUGGUGUUUUCAGAGAAGAUGGCUCCUGUUCUGGCUUCGGCCCCCAGUGUCGGCUCCAUCCCCUUAAAGACGGGCAGUGUCUUUAGCUCUGAGUCCCACAAUGUUAUCGGUUACCCUGAGCGCUCUUUUAGCCACCCAUCUCACUCCACAUCCCCAUCUGGAGAAGUGAGCUCCAGCCCCUCCGACCAGACAGACACCAUCCACAAACCGUCCACCUCCAGGGGCAAGAGACUCAAGAGGAACCCUGAGCUGGACGAGUCCCAGUACGAAACUGAGUACACAACCGGAGGAGAGACUGCCAAUGAUUUUGACGAAGAUCUAUGGACACGUCUAUAUCCAGAGAUCACAUCUGAUGCCCAGCGACACAAGUAUAAGAAAGAGUUUGACUCAGACCUCAGGACCUAUAAGGAACUGUGUGCCGAAAUGGAUGACAUCAACGAUCAGAUAAACAAACUCAGCAGAGAGCUGGACACACUUGAAGAAGGCUCGUCCAAGUACCAGGCUGUAGCAGAGGAAUAUAAUCGUCUCAAAGACCUAAAACAGAUGGCAGAUCAUCAAAACAAGAAGCACCAAUGUCGCGAACUGCGCCACAAGCUUUUCCAUAUUAAACAAAUGGUUAAGAUCUACGACCGCCGUCAGUAAUAAUGAGCUCCAUUAAACCACCACACCUGCUCUCCUUGUUAAACACUUCUGUAUUUAACUGACAAAGCCUUCAAAUGACUGAGUGACCAAAGUUGCCCGAAACUGCUGUAACCAUGGCUUCACCCAGUGCUUAUGAUUAACCUGAGCCCUAAAGAUGGUUGGAAACAAGGUCCAGAGAUUCCGAAACUGGUCCUUCCAAAGUCUUUCCAUUACCUGCAACUUUCUCUCACACUAAA